UUCCUUCGCCCGCCACGACCGACCCGCUUGUAGCGCAGGGCAGCCGAGCUCCGAGCUCCGCCCACAAGUAGUAGAAGAAGAAGAAGGAGAUGAAGGACAAGUAGAAGAAGAAGAGAGUGAGCUCCACAUCCAUCUUGCCGGCUCGACAUCUGCUCUGUAUUGUGUGGUGGGCUCCUCAGUCCUAGCCCCCAGUCCUGAAUACCCCUCUUCGUCCCCCUCCUUCCCCCUUCCCCCCUCCCUUCCCCCACCAUCCUUACCACCUUCCUUCCCUCCCUCCCUUUCUCCCUUCCUUCCGUCCUUCAUCCCCCUCUCAGCCCCUUCCCCCCCCCCAGCCUCUUGCAAAGUCGGGUCGAGAGAGGGAAAAGGAAGAUACUUCGCCCGCAUCGCGAUCUCCAGCUUCGCUCGGUCGCUCACUCACCUCACUCACUCACUCCCUCACUCGCAUGUGGAAAGACUUCGUCGAGCGAGAAAGAGAGAGAGAGAGAGUGUCAGUCAGAUAGGAUCAUUAUCUUGUCGAAAAGCGCUUGCAAUCACCGCCAGCUUCGUCGGCCCUGCGAAAGAAGAUAGACCUGGUGUCUGUCGAUUGACUAGAAGAAACCCACUCUUCGCCUCAUCCCGCCUCUCCCUCUGCCCGCGCGCCCUCUCGCCCUCCCGCCUGCUUGUCUGCCUGCUCUGCUCUGCGCGCAUUGCUGUCCUCGUCGCCAACGAACGGCCUGCAUCAUCUGCUCUCACCUUGCUCUGAAGCUCGCGCUCCCGUCUCACAGCUUCUUGAUUCGUCAAUCGACUCUACUUAAUGCUGUGGCUUCCACUCGUCGAGACAGACAACUGCGGGACGCUCAAUCACAGGAAGGGUUCUAUCACGGGGUCGUUGGAGCACAAGAGUGACCGCCAGGAUGCCGGGCCCUCAGACGUACCCUAAGAUUAUCAACACCCUGAUAAAGUCGAAUGCGAAGGUGUGCCUCAAAUCCUCGAAGCGCGACUACUUGACCGACUCGGACGACGAGUGGACAGGACCCAAGCCGCAAGUGUGUCCCAAGAGGGUGCGAGUCAUCUGCACUGAUCCCGAUGCCACGGACUCGUCCAGCGACGAGGAAAGCAACUUCCGGGCCAACCAUCUCACCAAGUACGCGUACAGAAGGCAUGUGCAGGAGAUUGACAUUCGGGCCGACUGCUCCCCGUCUUCUUCCGACAGCGAGGAUGAACUGAGUUACCACAGCGUGUUCACCGCGAGGGCUAUGCAAUGCGGUUUCAAUUGCGCCAGCUUAUCAGGGAAUGCCGUCUACGAGUCGAGCAGCAAGCAGUCGCAGGGGACGUGGUUCUCCAAGAAAAAGGUGGACAAAGCCACCUCGAAGAAGGUCGUCAAGACUGUCAAGAAGAAGGUGGACGGCAUUGAGAAGACGAGCACCUCCAAAUUCUUUUCCAAGUCUGCCAAUUCGAAGUCACUGGCCGGUCGAGGGCGAGGCGGUGAUGAGGGAAAGACUCACAAGUACAGGGGGGUCAGGCAACGACCCUGGGGCAAAUGGGCUGCGGAAAUUAGGGAUCCUUCCAAGGGUGUUCGUCUCUGGCUCGGCACUUAUGAUACAGCUGAAGAGGCUGCACAGGCCUACGACAAGGCAGCUCGAACCAUCAGGGGUCCGCAGGCGCACACGAACUUCGCCGGGCUCUCGGACUCGGACAAAGCCGAUGAUCCGACCGACGGCGAAUUAAACGAAGCUCUCAAAUGCCAUUCUGGCCCCACUGCUGAAGUAGAGAUCAUCGAGCUCAAGUCCGAAGCAGAGACCGAAGGUGAGGGCGAGGACUGUCCAUUCAACCAGGACCUCGAUGAUCCGAUUCAUCUGUCCAGUGGAGUGGCUUCCGAAGUGUCCCUGAGCAGCAGCAAGUCGACAGGCGAGCCCAGCUGCUCGUCUCCCCGCAAGGGCAGCAAUGCAGGAAGCUCGUCCAACAAAGGGUCCAGCUCGCAAGCUCUCAUUACCUGUGAGGACUUUCCCACAGUGGUAAUGACGGACGAAGAAUGUGGUUUCCUCGUGUGCUCGCCGUCCUCUGUUCUCGACUGCUACCCAACUCCGCUGUCCGAGUGCUCCCCAGGGAGACAGUCUUCAGAGGUCAAUACUUCUUCCAGCAGCUCGGUGGCCGAUGACGGGGACCUGAAUUAUCUGCAUUCAGAUAUGGGGUCGGACGGGUACCAAGUAGAUGGUGAAUCUGACGAUAUUUCAGCACAACUCCAGAUUGCCGACGAGCCCGAGUAUACAGACUCUGACAUGGACUUGAAAGAUGCUGCUCCUGAAGGGCUGCAAGAAGACUCGACAGACUUCGUGCAAACCUAUCUCACAGAGCCCGAAGGUCAAGACGAAUUUGUGUUCGAUUUCCCCCCCUGUGAAACCAGCAGCGCAAUGUCGUUCGACUUCACAGGCUUUGACCUCCUGGGAGACGGCGGUGAAGACAUAGCCGACUUCAUCUUCGAACCGGACAGCGGUUGGUUUGGCAAUCUCACCGACAUUUCCGUUUCAUGAGAAGCUUCCCAAACAGCGUUCUCUCUUACAUUUUUUUGGUAAUUGCAGUACCUGCAGACCAUUCCAUGGUGGUUGGCACGAUGGCUUUAGUUGAGACGAGAUAUACAUGACUUAAGGAGAAAUGUGAUUUUUCCUGAAGGUUGCUUUUUUGCCCGAAUUGCAGCGAGCGUUGCUCUUUUAGAUUCCCCCCCUCCCACCCGUCGGCUUAUCCUUGAGUACAUAUGUUCCCUCAUCAGGGACAUGAGAUAUUAGACGGAGACUUCACCCUCUUAACCAGUCCAGACACCGUGACAGGACGCUAGUGGCCAAGCUUCCUUCUGCUUGAACUUCUUUCGAUCCAAAGCCACUUCGUCUUGCGAGCGUCUGGAAACUGGGGUUCUCUCGACCACAUAUGAGAGGGAAUCUAGACCGGUGGUUUCCUGAGUAUUAAGAUUUAUGUUGGCUACAUUACUACCCCGAAGGUUACCCUUUACCUACACAAUUAGUUCAUUCUUUUCAACACUUGAUCCAAUCGCCCAUGGGGAAGAUGGGUUAUAUAACAAGUGACGGCAUAACCAGUUUUGCAGAAGAAUUUUGUUGAUUUGUUUUCAUGUACAACGCCCUCUUAGUAUAACUGACCUUGGCAACUUAAAGACUGAGGGCUUAUUUCUAGUACCAGCACCCCCAUUUGUAGUCGGGGAUGAUCUAUGAGCUUACUAUAUGGUUGCUUGGUAUUAACGUGCAACCAAGCCGGCAACCUUUACUCUAUGUUUAAUUUUUGAUUGUAAGCAAGGAACUCUUCAGAGUGGCAAACGUGCUAGACUGUUAUUUCUG
Marchantia polymorpha subsp. ruderalis is the source of this 3323-nucleotide messenger RNA. NCBI's taxonomy places the organism in Eukaryota, Viridiplantae, Streptophyta, Marchantiopsida, Marchantiales, Marchantiaceae. The record is from the annotation of a GenBank genome assembly.